AUGUUUUGUUACAAACAACUCUCUACAUACAAACUCUCUAAAUAUGUUGCAUCCAUCCUACAACAGUCUGCACACGGACACUACAACGUUUCCGACAGCUUCGAGUUUGCAAAAUACGUGCCAACGGUCAAACUUCCGCCAGGGUAUGUACUAGUUUCAUUCGACGUCGUAUCCCUAUUCACAAACAUACCCAAGGAUCUAGUACUCAGGGACAUCAUCAUGAACUGGCAAAGCAUCAAGAAGGUCACGGACAUCAAUCUAGACCUCUUUCUAGAAAUCGUAGAAUUUUGUCUCGACAGUUCAUACUUCUGUUUUCGAGGCAAGUACUACGUACAAACAUUCGGCACAGCUAUGGGUAGCCCACUGUCCCCCAUACUCGCAGACCUUGUAAUGGACACGCUACUGUGCACCGUUGUUAGACUAGUUCCGUUUCCAAUACCCAUCCUGAAAAAGUUUGUUGACGACCUGCUGCUAGCAUUACCCAUGGACCAGAUACAGACGACACUAGACAUCUUCAACAGUUAUAACCCAUAUCUACAGUUCACAAUCGAAAAAGAAAAUGACAACAAACUACCCUUCUUGGACACGCUAAUUACCCGACACAACGACCAAACACUCAGCACCACCUGGUACAGCAAACCUAUUGCCUCAGGACGAUUGAUGAACUAUCAUUCUUUCCAUCCAACUGCAAUGAAAAUGAAUGUUGCUUCUAACUUCAUUGAACGUGUAACGAGACUAUCAACGAAUCCAGGUGAAGAAAUCCAAAAACACAUAAUCUUCCAAAACCUCCGCCGCAACAACUUUCCAUCAGCCCUCAUCAAUAGAAUGUUAUGCCGCAUACGACCAACCAACCUGCAAAACACAACGAUUAAUGACAGUGAAACACCAAAUCGCAUAACACCUGCAACAAGCUCCACAACAUCGCCCAUCCAACAACAUCAAAACACUCCAUCAUCACCAUCCAGCAACAUAAUACCACCAGUCUCCAGUCCGACGUUCCAACCCAGCGAAACCAUAAAUUCCAACCAGCAGAAUCAAUCCAUCCAACCAGAAAUGCAGCAAAACAUAUCUCCACCGCCAAUUAGAUACAGGUCCGUACCGUUCAUCCCUCAACUGUCAACAAAAAUAGCCCACACCCUCAAACAUGACUAUCCUCAUCUAAAAUUAGCGUAUCGUACUAUCAAGACAACCAAAAAUCUACUUAGACCAGUAAAAGACCCAGUUCCAAACAUGAAACAAUCCCAAGUAAUAUACAACAUUCCCUGUAAAGACUGUAACAAAACAUAUAUAGGUAUGACCAAAAAUCAAUUAAGAACUAGGAUUAGUGGACAUCAAACACACAUUAACAAAUACCAAAGACUACGAGAUAACGACACACAAGAAGUACAACAAGAGAUAAACAAAUUACGAGAGACAACCGCACUCAUGAACCAUGCCAUACAAGAAGAACACAGCUUUGAUUUGACUAAAACAACCAUACUAGACCGAGCUCGAAGAGUAUCAGCUCUCCCAAUAUUAGAAAUGUGUCACAUAGCCAACAACCCUAACACAGUCAACCAUAGAACAGAUGUAGAUAACCUAAAUACAACGUACGCAGGUAUAUUACACUCUCUCAAAAAUCGACAAAGCAGAAAAAAUCGACGAACGGUAGAAUCGACAAACACACACGAACCAUAAAAUAUAAAAGCACAAUUAACCAUAAAGCUCUAGACAGAAAUUCACCAUUUUAAAACAGUCGUUAUAUGUGUAAGCAAAACUCUGACCAAAAUUAUCAUUUAAAUUACCCAAAAAUUGUACAAAAGUAAGAAAUUCGUGAUAUGUGUUUUGUGUUGUAUUGUACUCAAAGUCAAUUUCAAUAUUUCCUACAGAAGCAAUGACCCGGAUAAAUUGACAAAUGCAAAUGCAAAUUGUAACAAGGACAAGGACGAUAGACAAUUUUUCCCUUGAAAAAGGCCAAAACCCAUGGCCGAAACGUCGGGUAGAAUAAAAUAAAUCGUCGUAAAUUAAGACUGAGAUAGCCGUUUCUACGCAAUU
Aedes albopictus (Asian tiger mosquito) is the source of this 2034-nucleotide messenger RNA. RefSeq lists its product as uncharacterized. Lineage: Eukaryota; Metazoa; Arthropoda; Insecta; Diptera; Culicidae. The transcript has 2 exons. Bases 1 to 1677 code for a protein of 558 amino acids. The record is from RefSeq and is a predicted model, not a curated record.